AUGGCUAAGAUCAGCAAAGACGUUUCUUCUUCUCGUUCUAAGUCGAGAAAGGCUCACUUCACUGCCUCUUCUAUUGAAAAGAGAGCUUUGAUGUCUGCUUCUUUGUCCAAGGAGUUGAGAGCUCAAUACGGUAUCAAGUCCUUGCCUAUCAGAAAGGAAGACCAAGUUUUGGUUGUCAGAGGUUCCAAGAAGGGUUCCGAAGGUAAGAUCAACUCUGUCUACAGAUUGAAGUUCGCUGUCCAAGUUGAAAAGUUGCAAAAGGAAAAGUCCAACGGUUCUUCCAUCCCAAUCAACAUUCACCCAUCUAAGGUUGUCAUCACCAAGUUGUUCUUGGACAAGGACAGAAAGGCCUUGAUUGAAAGAAAGGGUGGUAAGCUCGAGUAA
This is a messenger RNA of Lizanozyma spartinae, 384 nucleotides long. It is a transcript of the gene RPL26B, whose product is annotated as 60S ribosomal protein uL24. The coding region runs from base 1 to 384 and encodes 127 amino acids. Gene Ontology annotation, biological process: cytoplasmic translation; ribosomal large subunit biogenesis. Gene Ontology annotation, cellular component: ribosome; cytosolic large ribosomal subunit. NCBI's taxonomy places the organism in Eukaryota, Fungi, Ascomycota, Pichiomycetes, Serinales, Debaryomycetaceae. Gene Ontology annotation, molecular function: structural constituent of ribosome; RNA binding. The transcript is spliced from 2 exons. The record is from RefSeq and is a predicted model, not a curated record.